This is a messenger RNA of Exophiala oligosperma, 2211 nucleotides long. RefSeq lists its product as uncharacterized. Lineage: Eukaryota; Fungi; Ascomycota; Eurotiomycetes; Chaetothyriales; Herpotrichiellaceae. Bases 1 to 2211 code for a protein of 736 amino acids. The record is from RefSeq and is a predicted model, not a curated record. Gene Ontology annotation, molecular function: protein binding. The transcript is spliced from 4 exons.
AUGGCGUCAAGCUCAGAUACUGUCUGGGAUCUCGACUCAGACCUUUCUGAGCCGACCUCAGAUUUCGAUGAUGUGACGGCAUCUUCCAUCAAUGAGGACUUGAUGCACACACCUCUCAAUGCGUCUGCUAGGUCAAAGCGUGAUGCCGACUCACUACAAGCUAGUCACGAUGACAAUGAGCGCUCCGCGAAGCGGCUUCGCACCCCACAAGGCAGCCUCAGCAGACUUGAAGAUUUGCCCACUGAAAUCCUCAAUCGGAUUGCUUCCGAGCUUCCCAACGAUGUAGAUUUAUUCAGACUCAUUCGAGCUUCCCCAGCCUUCUGCGAGGCCCUUAACCCCAAUACAUCUGCCAUCUGGCGAGCGAGAUUCUUGGUAAAAUGGGACCAUCCGUUUGUUCGAAACAACAAGUAUUUUGCAAUUGUGUAUCGAGAAAGAGGUUGUAUCCUGAAUCAAUUCGUCGAAUUCACCAAUGAGAAUGAGACGCGAUUGAUCUACCAGUUGGAACACCUGACAUGUAUGAUCUUGGAAGCGUACCAUCAGCCAGACAAGCACCUUCCCCCACCUCUGAAGUCUCUCAAUCUCGAGGCAUUUGACUUGCCAAAAGAUUCCCCUUGGAUGAAAAGCUUCUUGACAAACACCUUCUAUCCCAAAACCUUGAGUAGGGGUCAAAACAAAUAUGGUCAAUCACAUGCUCUCUUCGACGCGAUCCAAGUCGCAUUGUCCCACUUGGUGUUGUCCCCAGCUUCGGAGAUGGCACAGGCUGUGCAAUCCUCGAGGCAUAGGUAUGACAUGGCUCUGGUUUAUAACUGGAGCGGUCCGCUGGCAAUGAUUUGCCAUCGAGUUCCUAGUGUCGAAGCUCCACCUACGCCUGCGCAUGGUCCAUCGGGUUUUUCAAAUCUGACGCGAAGAGAUCAAGGGCCAAAGUACGAAGUCGACACUUAUGCGUUGCUCCAUGUACGAAAUUUCUUCCAUCGCCAUCUCAUCGAGAGCGACUAUGGUUCCCUGGAAGCCCACAGCAGCAUGAACGAACGCACGUAUGCCAGUAUGGCAAAUCUCUUGUGCGACGCUGGGAUCGCUCCUCGACCAUGGGACCAGAUGCUAGUCCGAGGUCUACCUCUGAUUGCGAACGAGUGGUACGGUCAUUACAGCUGUAUUCACCCGUGGCCGAAAAGAAGACAAGACCUGGAGAUAGUUCAAACUGAUGCCGAAGAUUGGAGCUCGGCUCACCCGCUUAAACUCGACAUUGUAAUUGCCAAGAAGAACGAUCUGGGAUUCUGGCCUCCCAUCUUUCGCGACAUUCCGAUCUUCAACGAAACCAUUCCGGAGGCACUAGAGUCCAGCAUCUCUUUCCGCGGGGUUGCACCCUUUGUCGACUUGCAUGUCAUGGACUCUGUGAGGAAUUCCACAUCAAAAGCGACUUUGACACUUCCGGGACUACCCAAGUACCACCCGUAUACUUCUCUCCGAGUGCGUGGUGUCGUGCACCCAAUUGGCAACUUGCCUCGACAAGAUCAGGUCGAAAACCCUCGUACGACUAUUCCUGGAUGGAGCAGGGUCGUCAUGAUCAUGUACAAACCCACCACGGACAUGCAAAUCGCGGUCCUUGAACGUGCCGAGCAGAACUUGAGCGGCUUCUUCGGCUCAGCCCUCAACAGCCUGAUGAAUCAAAAUGGACAGCCUCUACUUGGACUCCAGCAGCUAGCAGCGGCAAAUCUCGACCCCGAGGAAUUGGAGUUGGCGAGGAAGAGAAUUGUCGAGGAAAAAUUGUCGAGAAAUCCAGCAUGGCGCCAUCCCGAAAACAUGGACAAGCACGUCAUCGCGGAGAUGGAAGAACGCUUCAAGAGAAGUGAACACAUGGAGUGGACCGACAUGGACUACGCUUAUGCGUACGAAGGCAUCGUCCUGCCCGGUGGGAAGAUCAUGAUGGGUCGAUGGUGGAGAUGCGGCAUCAACGGGGCAUCUUCUCCCGGCUACGAAGUCGACGAACAAGGCGCUGGACCGGACAAUCCAGAUCAAUCAGACGAAGAGUCGGAUUCGGAAGCGGAGAUUGACCAUGGUGAUGACGAUGAUGAUCCCAUGGACGUGGAUGGCGGUGGUGCUAAGAGUCAUGAUGGUUUAGGAUCGUCUUCGGCAACCACUAGCGCUCGUGCCAAACCUGCCAGAAAGCGUUUUCCGAAGUUGGAGAGGGGACCAUUCGUCUUCUGGUGCUGA